Manis pentadactyla (Chinese pangolin) is the source of this 3962-nucleotide messenger RNA. RefSeq names its product diacylglycerol kinase iota (gene DGKI). The transcript has 34 exons. Lineage: Eukaryota; Metazoa; Chordata; Mammalia; Pholidota; Manidae. Gene Ontology annotation, molecular function: ATP-dependent diacylglycerol kinase activity; protein binding. The record is from RefSeq and is a predicted model, not a curated record. Bases 177 to 3416 code for a protein of 1079 amino acids. Gene Ontology annotation, cellular component: nucleus. Gene Ontology annotation, biological process: regulation of synaptic transmission, glutamatergic; diacylglycerol metabolic process; lipid phosphorylation.
AGUUCAGGUUCGGCUCCGGCUAGAGCUCCCGAUUUAGGAAAAGGCCAGCGGGGCUGGAGGGCGCGGGUGUGCAGGCGGGAGGGAGAGGAGGCGGAGGGAGGUGGCCCCUGAUUGGUCGGGGAGGGGGAGUGGAGGCACGGAGUUUCCCACAAUGCCCCGGUGCGGUGCAGCCGCGGAUGGAUGCUGCGGGAAGGGGCUGCCAUUUGCUGCCCCUGCCAGCGGCGCGCGGACCUGCUCGCUCUCCUGCAGCGGCGGCCGCCGCCUGCGCCGCCAGCCGGCCCGGCCUCUGCAGCGGCGCCGCCUCUGCUGCCCGCGCGGUCGCCAUGAACCUCAGCUCCUCGGCGGGCGAGGAGAAGGGGGCGACGGGCGGCGGCGGCGGCGGCGGCGGCGGCGGAAGCGGCGCCGGGAGCGGCUGCCUGGGCGCCGAGGGCGGCGCGGACCCGCGGGGCGCGGGGGCAGCGGCGGCGGCGGCGGGGGCCGCUGCCCUGGAGGAGCCCGCGGGCGCGGGCGCGAGGGAGAAGGACGAGGCGCUGGAGGAGAAGCUGAGGAACUUAACUUUCCGGAAGCAGGUCUCUUACAGGAAAGCAAUCUCCCGGGCAGGCCUGCAGCACCUGGCUCCUGCACACCCCCUCAGCCUUCCCGUGGCAAAUGGUCCGGCAAAGGAGCCCAGAGCGACUCUGGACUGGAGUGAGAAUGCCAUCAGCGGAGAGCACCUGUGGCUGGAGACCAACGUCUCAGGAGACCUGUGCUACCUGGGAGAAGAGAACUGCCAAGUCAGAUUUGCAAAAUCCGCCCUGAGGAGGAAGUGUGCGGUCUGUAAGAUCGUCGUCCACACCGUCUGCAUCGAACAGCUAGAGAAGAUUAAUUUCAGAUGUAAACCAACAUUUCGAGAAGGGGGCUCAAGAUCACCAAGAGAAAAUUUUGUGCGCCACCACUGGGUGCACAGACGCCGGCAGGAGGGAAAAUGUAAGCAGUGUGGUAAGGGUUUCCAGCAAAAAUUCUCCUUCCAUAGUAAAGAGAUUGUGGCUAUCAGCUGUUCCUGGUGCAAGCAGGCGUUCCACAAUAAGGUGACCUGCUUCAUGCUGCACCACAUUGAGGAACCCUGCUCCCUGGGGGCUCAUGCUGCUGUGAUUGUCCCACCCACCUGGAUCAUUAAGGUGAAGAAACCUCAGAAUUCUCUGAAGGCUUCAAAUCGGAAGAAGAAGCGAACAAGCUUUAAAAGAAAAGCCAGCAAAAGAGGAACCGAACAGGAGAACAAAGGUCGUCCUUUCGUGAUAAAACCUAUCUCCUCACCUCUCAUGAAACCCUUGCUUGUGUUUGUGAACCCCAAGAGUGGAGGCAACCAGGGAACCAAAGUCCUGCAGAUGUUCAUGUGGUACCUGAAUCCACGGCAGGUCUUUGAUCUUUCCCAGGAAGGCCCCAAAGAUGCGCUUGAGCUGUAUAGGAAAGUACCAAAUCUGCGAAUUCUCGCCUGUGGUGGGGACGGAACGGUGGGCUGGAUCCUUUCCAUUCUGGAUGAACUACAGCUGAGCCCCCAGCCUCCCGUCGGGGUUCUCCCUCUGGGGACUGGCAACGACCUGGCUCGGACUCUCAACUGGGGCGGGGGCUACACGGAUGAGCCUGUUUCUAAGAUCCUUUGCCAAGUAGAAGAUGGGACCAUUGUACAGCUCGAUCGCUGGAACCUCCAUGUGGAAAGAAACCCAGAUUUGCCUCCAGAAGAACUUGAAGAUGGCGUCUGUAAGCUUCCUCUGAAUGUUUUCAAUAAUUACUUCAGCCUGGGAUUUGAUGCCCACGUUACACUGGAGUUCCAUGAAUCCAGAGAAGCAAAUCCAGAGAAAUUCAAUAGUCGUUUUCGAAAUAAAAUGUUCUAUGCAGGGGCAGCUUUUUCUGAUUUUCUACAGAGAAGCUCUAGAGAUCUAUCCAAGCAUGUUAAAGUUGUUUGUGAUGGAACAGAUCUCACCCCAAAGAUUCAGGAACUGAAGUUCCAGUGUAUAGUAUUUUUAAAUAUACCCAGAUAUUGUGCUGGCACAAUGCCCUGGGGGAACCCAGGAGAUCACCAUGACUUUGAGCCCCAGCGUCAUGAUGACGGUUAUAUUGAAGUCAUUGGAUUCACCAUGGCCUCUUUGGCUGCCCUGCAAGUCGGGGGCCAUGGAGAAAGACUCCACCAGUGUCGGGAGGUCAUGCUGUUGACUUACAAAUCCAUCCCCAUGCAAGUGGAUGGGGAGCCCUGCAGGCUGGCCCCGGCUAUGAUUCGGAUCUCCUUGAGGAAUCAGGCCAACAUGGUACAGAAGAGCAAGAGGAGAACAUCCAUGCCUUUACUCAAUGACAUCCAUCAGGUGCAAGCUGCCGACCUGCGGAGAGUGUCCGCCCCCCCUGGCUCCUUCACCAUUCCCCAGUCUGUUCCAGACCGCCUGAGGAUCCGGGUGAACAAAAUCAGUUUACAAGACUAUGAAGGAUUCCACUAUGACAAAGAGAAACUCCGGGAAGCUUCCAUUCCUCUGGGUAUUCUAGUUGUGCGGGGAGACUGUGAUUUGGAGACUUGCCGUAUGUAUAUAGAUCGCCUACAGGAGGACCUGCAGUCAGUUUCUUCUGGCUCCCAGCGAGUUCAUUACCAGGACCAUGAGACCUCCUUCCCCAGGGCACUCUCAGCUCAGAGACUCUCCCCACGGUGGUGCUUUCUAGAUGCAACAUCUGCAGAUCGCUUUUAUCGAAUAGACAGAUCUCAGGAACAUUUGCAUUUUGUGAUGGAGAUUUCUCAAGAUGAGAUUUUUAUUCUGGACCCAGAUAUGGUGUUACCCCAGCAGGUGGGGACACCUCCAGGAAUGCCUGACCUGGUGGUGGAGCAAGCCUCCGGAACGUCAGACUGGUGGAAUCCUGCCCUACGGAAGCGCAUGCUGAGCGAUAGCGGGCUGGGAGUGAUAACUCCGCACUAUGAAGACUCAGAUCUGAAAGAUCUCAGCCAUUCCCAUGUGCUACAGUCACCAGUCUCUUCGGAAGAUCACGCAAUUUUGCAGGCAGUAAUAGCUGGUGAUCUUAUGAAGCUAAUAGAAAGCUAUAAAAAUGGAGGCAGUCUGCUAAUUCAGGGACCAGACCACUGUUCACUCCUUCACUACGCAGCUAAAACCGGCAAUGGGGAGAUUGUGAAAUAUAUCCUUGACCACGGACCUUCUGAAUUGUUGGAUAUGGCAGACAGCGAAACGGGUGAGACCGCACUGCACAAGGCUGCCUGCCAGCGGAACCGGGCUGUGUGCCAGCUUCUCGUGGACGCGGGAGCAUCUCUGAGAAAGACGGACUCCAAGGGUAAGACACCGCAAGACAGAGCACAGCAGGCUGGAGACCCAGAUUUGGCUGCUUACCUAGAGAGCCGCCAGAACUAUAAGAUCAUUGGCCACGAAGACCUGGAAACUGCCGUGUGACCCUGGUAGACGGGCGAAGAGAACCUGGCAAGCGUAUCACCUGUGCCCUCCCGGCGGCUGGGCAGCUCCCCAGGAAGAAGCUGAUGGAAACCGUGAAUCUCUCUCUCUCCUGCAAGAAUCUAUCGGAGACCACGCCACCAGUUGUUAAGGGCUACCCAGAUGUACAACAGUCCAUGAUAGCCCACUGAGGAUGAGGCAGGAUAUCUGGAGAUGUGUGGAAGACAGAUUCCACAAAAUGUGGUCCUUAUUGCUUCCAGCAAGUAGCAUGAACUGUUUUCACCUGUAUAAUGUAUUUUAAAGAUUCAAAGGAUGUUUGUAUAAAUGGCACUGCUCCUCCCCCCAGGCACUCAUCUUUCCCCUGCUCCGCACAAUUCUGCUGUAACUACCCAUCAGUUUAAAAAUAUGAUAUGAUCCGUUCUCUUUACAUUCAGUCUUUGAGGACCACAAGACUGUCUGAAGGUCUCUUAAAACCCUCUGGAUGUCCUGGAGAAAUAUAACUGUAAAACCACUUCCAUUUCCAAGGUGAAAUAUACCAAGAUGACUUAG